Molecule: messenger RNA, 1593 nt
Organism: Brettanomyces bruxellensis
Lineage: Eukaryota; Fungi; Ascomycota; Pichiomycetes; Pichiales; Pichiaceae
Exons: 2
Coding region: 1-1593 (530 amino acids)
Biological process (GO): sulfur amino acid metabolic process
Cellular component (GO): cytoplasm
Molecular function (GO): sulfate adenylyltransferase (ATP) activity
Source: RefSeq, a predicted model, not a curated record
AUGUUAACGCCACACGGAGGAGUUUUACAGGAUCUUAUUCAAAGGGAUGCUUCUAAAAAGGACGAACUCUUGAAAGAAGCGGAACAACUAAGAAGUAUUGUCCUUAAUGCAAGACAAACAUGCGAUCUUGAACUUAUCUUGAAUGGUGGCUUUUCGCCAUUAACGGGUUUUUUAAAUCAAAAUGAUUACAACUCAGUUGUGCAUGAUCUCAGACUUUCCGAUGGAACAUUAUGGCCUAUGCCAAUCAACUUAGAUGUGUCUGAGAAGGUCGCUUCUCCUUUGAAACCAAAGGACAGAAUCGUUCUUAGAGAUCCAAGAGAUGACGAGCCAUUGGCAAUCAUUACUAUUCAGGAUAUCUACAAACCUGACAAGGAUGUAGAGGCCAAGGAAGUUUUUAGAGGUGACCCAGAUCAUCCGGCCGUUAGAUAUCUAUACGAUGUUGCCGGUGAAUACUACAUUGGUGGUAGUCUCGAGGCCAUAAACCUCCCAAGACAUUAUGAUUAUUCGGAAUUGAGAGAGACACCAGCUCAGCUUCGUUCUGAAUUUGCUUCGAGACACUGGACGCGUGUUGUUGCAUUUCAGACAAGAAACCCAAUGCAUAGGGCCCACAGGGAAUUAACAGUUCGUGCGGCUCACGACAAACUUGCAAAUGUGUUGAUUCAUCCGGUUGUCGGUCUCACGAAACCUGGAGACAUUGAUUAUCACACUCGGGUUAAGGUCUAUAGGGAAAUUAUUAAGAAAUACCCAACUGGUAUGGCCAAACUGGCUCUUUUACCAUUAGCAAUGCGUAUGGGAGGAGACAGAGAGGCUGUCUGGCAUGCAAUUAUCAGAAAGAAUUAUGGUGCAACUCACUUUAUUGUGGGAAGAGAUCACGCUGGUCCUGGUAAGAAUAGAAAUGGCGUUCCAUUUUAUGGUCCAUAUGAUGCCCAAACUCUAGUUAAGAAGUACGCAAAAGAAUUGCAAAUUCAGGUGGUUCCUUUCCGCAUGAUGUCAUAUCUCCCUGAAGAGGAUAAAUAUGCACCAGCAGAUACAAUCCCAGAGGGAACCAAAACGCUCAACAUUUCUGGAACUGAGCUCAGACGGAGACUUAAAACUGGUGCUAAAAUUCCCGAGUGGUUUUCUUAUCCAGAGGUCGUCGAAAUUCUUAGAACCUCAUACCCACCACGUCCAAAGCAAGGGUUUGCGCUCUAUCUAGCUGGCCUUCCUUACUCCGGAGUCUCUGCUUUAGGUAAUGCUCUCCAAGCUACAUUCAAUCAAUUUAAAGGAGGCAGACAUAUUACGUUGCUUGAUGGCAGUGGCAUUCCAUCAGAAGCAUAUCCAGAAGUUAUAUCACAACUUAUAAGAUCUGGAGCAGGUGUUAUUGUCGCGGACUCUAAGAACACUGGAUCUUUCAUUUUGGUUUCGGUUGAAACUCCUCUUGAACAAAGGUUGAAACAUGAUAGAUUUGGCUUUUACAACAAACAUCCGGAGGCUAAGGAGGUGAAGACCAUCAAUGAUGCAGAUAUUGUUGCUGACCUUUCAAAUGAUGGAAUCUAUGUGUCCAUUAGUAAGAUUAUUCUUUAUCUUGAGGAAGCUGGAUUCUAUAAAUUUUAG